CAAGAAUCAAUCCACCUGAACGUCAAUUCUUCUUGAUAUAUUUGCAGUAAAAAAUGGUAAUCUCAGAAGAUGUGCAUUGCGUCUUUCCGAGAUUGCUCGUAAUUUAUCGACAUAUAAUUCCGUCGAUCCUCUCGCCUAGGCGGGGUCAAUCAAUAGCAUUGCAACAACCACAUCAUAUCGUGUGAUCAUAUAUACUUGGCCGCUUAUAACAUUUACUUCUUCCAUGCCCCAACCUAUGCAAGUUUCAAAAAUGGGCAUAGUCGGAUGGUAUGCUUCAACCCAAGGAUGCAAUGGUUCGAUGUAAGUGAAGGCCCAAUUAUACACGUGAUACAGCCGCUAGCCCGCCAAACCAUCGAGACAGCUCGAAAAUCUUCAAGACGCUUCCUCAGACGCCCGCCCGCGACGACUCUUUGAAUUGAGCAAUCCUCAGCCAACCGCAAUCACAAAAAUGGCCAUGUCUUGUCGGUACGCUGCCCAGAGCUGUGCUCGCCACCUCCGAUCCGCUCGCGCUACCCGGGCACCCACACAGCUCGUCAAAGUCUCAGCUGCCUCGAGGAGAUGGAACUCAACCGAUGCCGCCAACCCCAAGAUCGAAGCCAUUGUCGAUCAGAUCAGCCAGCUUACUCUCUUGGAGACCGCUGACCUUGUUUCAAGCCUCAAGACCAAGCUCAACAUUCCUGAUAUGCCCAUAGGCGGCUUCGCUGCUGCUGCUCCCGCUGCUGCUCCUGCCGCCGCCGAAGAAGCUGAGGAGGCUGCUCCUGCUGCCGCCGAGAAGACGCUCUUCACCCUCAAGUUGCAAGGGUUCGAUGCCCCAUCCAAAGCCAAGGUCAUCAAGGAGAUCAAGAACAUGCUCGGUCUGAGCUUGGUGGAUAGCAAGAAGUUCGUCGAGAGUGCGCCCAAGAUGAUGAAGGAGAACGUCCCGAAAGAAGAUGCUGAGAAGAUUAUCGCCGCCAUGAAGGAGUUGGGCGCCACUGUGGUUAUGGAGUAAAAUUGUUGGAUCUCUGGGACACAACGACUGGCGACUUGGCACGAUAGAUGGCUGGAUUGCAUGUGUAUAAACAUCUGUACUAGUAUCUAACAAUAUGUACCCUUAGAAAGGCCCAUUCAGUGGUGGGCUCUUUUUAAUUAUGAUAUCAUAUUGAACAAAUGUAUUGUUCAUCUACAU
Messenger RNA from Fusarium verticillioides 7600, 1165 nucleotides. RefSeq lists its product as hypothetical. The transcript is spliced from 3 exons. Bases 449 to 988 code for a protein of 179 amino acids. Lineage: Eukaryota; Fungi; Ascomycota; Sordariomycetes; Hypocreales; Nectriaceae. The record is from RefSeq and is a predicted model, not a curated record. Gene Ontology annotation, molecular function: structural constituent of ribosome. Gene Ontology annotation, biological process: translation. Gene Ontology annotation, cellular component: ribosome.